Ornithodoros turicata is the source of this 5688-nucleotide messenger RNA. Its product is annotated as putative N-acetylated-alpha-linked acidic dipeptidase. NCBI's taxonomy places the organism in Eukaryota, Metazoa, Arthropoda, Arachnida, Ixodida, Argasidae. Bases 155 to 2488 code for a protein of 777 amino acids. Gene Ontology annotation, molecular function: carboxypeptidase activity. The transcript has 19 exons. The record is from RefSeq and is a predicted model, not a curated record.
CGGCAGAUAGAUGAAAUAACGCGUCGCGGCAGGAGGGGUUGUACUUGACUGUUUGUCCGUGUGUUCCGCGAACCCCUGUUUGUUGCCUUGAGCCUUGAUAUCAAGACUUCUAUCAAGGAACCCCUUUUAUGUAGGCCAAUCACAUGCUGGGGCUAUGACAGAAUACAUACGCGGCAAAAAGGCGUACACCAAAUGGGAUGCGGACACGGACAAUGUGGACAUGGACCUAUCACCUGACGGACCGCAAGUGAUGGUACAGUCCUACCCCACUGGAUGGUUUGCAGGCACAAAGGGAAAGGUGUUACGGGUGCUCAUACCCAGCUGUAUAUUCCUGUUGGGCCUAAUCAUAGGCUAUCUCAUGAGGAAAGGCGUACGGGAAGUUAUAGAACAAAAUUUAUCUGGUUGUACCAUGCGCCAUGAUGUGUUCACCUUUAAGGAAGAUUUUGCCGAGAUGCUCGUACACAAUGUGGAUAAGGCAAACCUGGACAACUGGUUAAAGAUCAUGACAACAAAUAAUCAUGUUGCUGGAACUGAGAAAAGCGAAAAGCUUGCAAUUAGAAUUGAACAGACGUGGAGGAAUUAUGGCAUUGAAAAUGCUCGAAUAGAAUCAUUCCAUCCACUGCUAUCUUAUCCAGACACAAACCAUUCAAAUGAAGUCAGAAUUGUGAAAGGCAGCUCUAUCCUAUUCAAUACAUCCGCAACAGGGCUCGAAACCACCUCAGAAAUGGGACCAUACUCUGCCUACUCAGCAAGUGGGAAAGUGAAAGGCAAGCCUGUGUAUGCAAACUACGGCACACCCGCUGACUUUGAUCUACUUCGCUCAAGAAAUAUUGCUCUCAAGAACACCAUUGCCAUCAUAAGAUAUGGGAAAAUACAUCCAGGAGACAAAGUCAGACUCGCGCAAGAAAAUGGGGUGGCAGCAGUGGUGCUGUACUCCGACCCAUUUGCUUCGUCCGCGGAGGAAAUGAGCGAACUGAAAUUACCUGGUGACGCAAUAACGAGAGGAAGUCUCAAGCCGUACCCUGGAGACCCUAGCACCCCCUUUCUGCCAUCAUCCGUGGGGAUGUAUGCACCACCCAGUGCGGACAGGGGCAGCAUGGCACUGCCAACAAUUCCAGUACAACCUGUGAGCUAUAAUGAUGCCCAAGAGCUGUUAAACAACAUGUCCGGAAGUAUGGCCCCAGUUGAAUGGCAAGGAAAGCUGAACAUCACGUAUAACGUUGGCCCAGGAUAUAAAACCAGUCACGACAUUGAUGCAGAGGUCACAGUGUACAACACGCUGAAGCAUACAGACAUCCAUAAUGUGAUAGGCGUGAUCCGAGGAAAUUUUCAGCCAGGGAGGUACGUUAUCGUCGGAUGUCACCACGAUGCUUGGACAAAAGGCGCCGGUAGCCCUGGCACAGGAAUGGCUGUACUCAUGGAGCUUGUGAGGCUUUUUGGUGAUCUUCAGAAGAACGGGUGGCAACCAGGACGAACACUGAUCUUUGCGAGCUGGGACGCAACAGAAUUUGGCACGAUUGGAUCCACGGAAUGGGUUCAGGCUCACCAGAGCGAACUCACACACAAGGCCGUGGCUUACAUUAACUUGGACCAAGCUGUUUCUGGCAACAAUACACUGUAUGUUCUUGGAAGCCCUCUUCUGCGACAGAGCUUGAAGGAAGCAACAAAGCUAAUUCCAUGUCACGAAUCUUCUCAUAACGACAUGACAGUGUACGAUAUGUGGAAAAUGAGAAAGCCGAGGAGUCCAAAUGAUGCACAUUCUGUUCCAUUAAUGAUGCCGUUGACAGCCGGAUCAGAUUUUGUUCCAUUUUAUGAAAAUCUCGGGAUCAGCUCAGCACAUCUACAGUUCGUUGAAAAAGAUCCAGUGUCGGAUUACCCUCUGCACCACACGGCCUACGACACUUAUGAAGCUGUGGUGAACUUCACCGACCCUAACCUCUACGCUCUGUCAACCCUGACGAAGGUCGUUGGUGUACUUCUACUGAAGCUUACAGACUCCUUGCAAGUUCCCAUGAGGGCCAUCGACUAUGCUGAUCAAAUUAAGUUCGAUUAUGCAGAGUUUGAAAAAAAGUACUCGCAAUUGCUGAAAGACCACAGUAUUGGACUUGAAUCUCUUUCUGAAGCUGUGGUGAACUUCAGCAAGAUAGCAGACAACUUCCACGACAACUAUGAAGAGAUGAAUAAACACAAUAUAUUAGAAGCAUUGCAGGACUACAAUGAUCGUCUGCUCGAACUGGAGAGGGCUUUUCUCCUGCCCCCAGCGUACCCGAGUCAUCGUUGGUUGAGGCACGUCAUCUAUGGCCCCGAGAGUGGCAGCGGUCACACUGGUGUCCUCUUUCCACAUCUCUCGUCCUCCAUAGAUGAGGCCAAGCUCGAGAACCACUCCCUCAGUUGGACCGUCGUCAAGCAGGACCUGUCGCACGUUCUACAUGCCCUCCGUUCUGCAGCGAAUGUCCUGAGCGCUGCAGUGCUGAGGGGUCGGGAGUAGCUUUUAAUCAAUUUUAUUUCACAGAGCAUCCUUAUUUAUUACACGCAUAGUCAUUAUGUUAUUCAUCAGAGUCAUAUGGGUAUCAAGACUGUGGAGUUGGGGCCUAGUCAUGGGCUUGUGCGGCAUGUUCGAGCACAGGAAGGUGAUGCAUUGUACGAUAUCAAAUAUUGCAAUAAUAUUCUCAGCUCCUGUAAAUUUCACAUACUAUAUGGAUGUUAUCAACAAGCAUGCAAUAUGGAGCAUCUUCAGGCACAGUAAUAUUGUAUUGAACCGUCCUAAGAGUUAUACGUAAUCUCCUCGGUGAUAGUAACGUGUCUCCUACCUUUUCGAGAUGUAACGACAUGUGUACAGAGAUGGACAUUCUACAGAACGGCUUGCAUAUCAUCGUACUUUGGGCUGUAUUAGUUACAGCUUUUAACGUUUCUAUUACCGUAUUUUGAUGUUGCGAAAAAUCUCUAUAGAAGCGUUGGAAGCUAUGAAUGCUUAGAGUAUGGACUUUAUUGCAUAUUUCAUUCAUCCUUGUAACAUCCUUGACAGAGACCUUGUCGUGUUGACAAGCCCUUUGCAAUUCACAAAUGACCACAAACCAUUCAUUAAUCUUCCUGUGCUUGUCCCCUUUUUUUCAACAUCCAGUGUUAUGGCAGCUCCUUUAUUUCGGCGAAAAAGGGAGUCAUCUUGUCAAACCUAAUGAAAUUGAGAAUCACUAUACGCACGCACGCACUUUCACUGUAUGCAGUGGCUACAAUAAUCGACAGCAGAUGUCUGUCUCUAACACAUGAGCUUAUUGGAGCUAGUGAUUACAUGUAUAUUCUAUUUAAGAAGGGCUUUCACUGGAGGUUGUCAUGUUGAACCACAUUCCAUUCCAAGUUUUAUAAACAUUAUUCCCUCAUCUUCUUUUCAGUGCGGAGCACGCAUUUUUCUAUCUAGCAUAUAAUGUUGAUUUUGAAUAAUGAUGACAAUUACGAACGAAAAGCAGUGUUCCCUAAUUUUUUUAUCGAAAGCUUCGUUAUCUCUUAUUUUCGUCGCCACUUUUAUAUUUGUUUUAAUUAUUUUAAAAACAUUCAUUUACAUGCUCUCAACCGCAUAACUUACUCACAUAAAUAGCUCAUUGCACAAAAACGGAGCGCCAUUGGAGGAGGUGCGGCAAUUACGCGAGGAGAAAAAAAACGUGCACUGCACUCCCGUUUUCCCAACGGCCAUUUCCUCGCUGUCCCUCGAAUCGAGAUCUUUCCGCAAGGGUUUGUCACGUGUCCCUUCAAACGCGGGCGUUGGUGGAGUAUGUGGUGGCCCGUGUUCAGGAGGUGGUGUGCCUCUGCGAGAGUCCUGAUCGGCGAAGGAACGUCCCAGGGAGGAUGUGCUGGGGAGCUUCUAAACCUGUGCCUUCACUCCAGGACGUUGCCGAUAGGACGUAGCGCCGCGGCGGCAAGGCCACAUCGCCGUUGUCCAUGGUCCACAGAGGAGUCUUUAUAAUGGUCUCUGGUUCAAGGUUGCAGUUUCGAGUCCAGCUGAGGACACCGGCAGAUUGGUGGCACUGCGCUUGUUGCUUGGACACGUUAUCGUACUGGCGUCGAGCCACGAAUUUUCGAUGCUCCAUCAAGCACUGCGGAAUUAGCGCAUUUAAGUAAGCUUUUCACGAUCAUAUCGGGUAUACCACGUAUAACACUCGCUCGCACGUACUGCGCGUAGCUGCCACGUCACUCCUACUUUAUUUCUUGUUGACCGGUUAGUUCUGCAGUCGCAAUGCACUUCGUACGCAGUCGUCGAACGUCAUCUUGCACAGCACGCACACCGUGUCCGCCACAUACUACAGUCAUGUCUGUAUGGCACAUCGCGAACUUCCCUUGUUGCAAGCCAUUUCCAUCGGCUGCUAUUGAAUGUUUUCUCAUUAUUGGUUGUUUAGUAUAAACUUCGUUACAACACGUCUUGAUGCGCCUGACUUAGCAGAUUUCGGCGUCCAAGCUGAGGGUGCGUUUAUUACGCGAGUAAACAGAAAACACAAUUGUGUACAUACGGCUGUCGGGGAUCACAAACCGCAGUCCGCGAAUGUCCUGUAUAACAAAGAAUGAAUGGCAAGCAAGCGAGCUGGUAUAAUUGGUCAUUACAAAAAAUCCGGGACUUUACGACCUUCGCUUUGUAUGUAUUUGUCCCUUCUAUGUUGUUCCAGCCUCAGAACAUCAGUUCUUUUACGACCUUGUUCAUGUGCAUCAAACUUGUCCCUACCUCCUGAUCUUUUCAUUAUGCAACUGUAAACAAAUUUGGACGUUCGGUAUUGCACACAAAAAGAGAGAGGGACAGAGAGAACGCAUAUUUCGAUGAGAAAAUGCCAGAGCCGAACGUUUCAAUGACUUGAGAAUUUUAGUGAAACACACCUCCCAAUCUGUUUUAAUAUAUAGUUUUUACGCGAAGGUGACCACCAGUGUAUUGUAUUCUGUCUCGUUAUCAAUGUGUGUAGAUACAGAGACUAAUAGCAUAUGGCACUUUCUGCACGGUGUCUCCAUUUACUUCCUUUCACAAACUGUAUUUGAAUAGAGUAAUAGUAUAUAGUGUAACAUAGUGAUGAUCACAUCGAGGGCGUUUAGCAGUCAUUUGCGCGCCUUGAGACGACCAGCAGUGCAAUAAUAAAAAGGACGAGUCCGAACUCUGAACUGCCUACGUGUAUGGGCAACGCUGAUCAUAGUGUAUGCCCAGGAAGCUUGCUUGAGAGGGCGGUGCGGGCGUGGUGGUUACCAUGCUCUUGCACAGAAAUAUAUUCCCUCGUGUGUUGUAUACCAUUUGCCCCGUCGAACUUUUGGAGCAUGUACAGUACUGGCUCUUUCUAUGUCAACAAAUGCCGUAAUGUGUACAUAAUGCACGCGUGUUUAACCCCCUUCCAUUCCGUCUAUAGCGCGUGGCCAAAGGCGCGGUAGCUCAAUCUUUCAGGAAAGGUUGAUGGGAAAGAGCGUAUCACUGUAUUGCUCGUUGUGCCAGUUGGCCGCAUAGCGUUAGGUAAUGGACAAGUUUUAUGACGAGCACUUUUGUUGCUGUUGGUGCUAGAUUUUUAAUGCACAGUUUUAUGCAGAGGGAAUAUCUUCCUCCUUGGUGGUUGUGUCCCGUCCCGUUGUGUCCACACAAUACCACCCCCCGAGCUAUACAUGUUUCAAGCACGACUUUGUCCGUGUUAACUGUAAGAAAUAUAUUGAAAUAAAAUAUGAAAUGACGUA